Elaeis guineensis (African oil palm) is the source of this 1359-nucleotide messenger RNA. Its product is annotated as protein FANTASTIC FOUR 3. The record is from RefSeq and is a predicted model, not a curated record. NCBI's taxonomy places the organism in Eukaryota, Viridiplantae, Streptophyta, Magnoliopsida, Arecales, Arecaceae.
GCCCUGACUCCCUCCUCUGCUUCUAGUAUUCUUCUUCUGUUAUCUUUCAUUGACUCUAUCUCCUCUGUUCUUGCUCUGUUUUCUUGUGUGCUAUUUCUAUCGUUCUAUUUUCUUGACCAUGCCUUCGAUGUCGAUGCUGUCAUCCUCGUCGUCUUCAUUGUGCCAAGGGAUCCAGUCUUGCCUGGAACCACAGCAGCCUCACCCUUCGAAGAUCCAUAAAUGGGUCCGGCCAUCUUCUACCCACCAAGAACCUGUUGAAAUUGAGAAAGGAAAAGAGAAGGAGAUGGAUGGUGGUAGUGAGGGUGGGUGGAGUUCCAUCUUCUCUCUUUCCAGUCCCUCAAAAACUCUUCUCGAGCCCAAAUCUUCUUCUCCACCUCCAGCAACCAUUUAUACGAAGCGAUCGAUAUUGGGGAAGAAGAAUUUGGCAAUGUGUACGGAGACUUUAGGCUGCGAGACCGGUGCGGUGUAUGCUGCUGACGACUUUGACGCUGAGAACCGUUGUUCUGAACGUGCGACAGGAGGAUUGGUGGGGAAGAGGAGUAGGAGGGGAAGCAUGGGGGCUGGGUUUCCUCCGCCACUGACCACGCUGUCGGGGGAAUCCCGCCUUCGUGUUCUGAGCAAGAGGGAGAAUGGCAGGCUGCUGCUGCUGCCUGUCAAGCCAUCCGUCAUAGAAGCCGAGAGGACCGAUGGCCGGCUUCUUCUUCGUUUGUACUCCAACAAGCCUUUCCACUCCACUGACACGAAAGAAGAAGAGUUGGAGAAAGAGGAAGUAAAGGAGGAAGAAGAGAAGGAAGAAGUAGUGAAAGAAGAAAGUGAUGAAGAGAUGGAGGAAGAGGAGGGGGGUUACUUGGGUGUGGUUGGUAUGGAGAUGAAUGAGAUGAGCUAUAAUGGUAUCAAUGGAGAGGAGGAGGUGGGGAUUGGGAAAUAUAGAAGGCCUGGUGGGUGCAAAGAAGAAGAGGGUGGGGGCCACAGGAGGGGGACGAGCCGGGGAAAGCUUUUGCUCAACUGGGAGGCAGAGGCUUUCUGGGUCGCCAGCUCCUGAAAGUUUCCAGCUUCUUACAGUGCUUUCAGGACAAGCGUUGCUAUCUUUUAUCUAAUGCUAUCAAGUCUUCUUAUUCUGUUUUUUUUUUUUUUUUGGCCAUCCCUCUCUCUGUUUUUUUGCCUUGUGUGUUUGCCAUAUGGCAAGCUAGGUUUUUGAUGGGCUCUGAGAGAUUUAAUUAGAAGGGAGAGGUUAGGGACUUACGGGCAUUAGGAGCUCCAUACGUCUCAAUAGUUUUACUGUUUUUUUCCCUCUUCUUUUUAUUUUAAUUUCUAAGAUGGCAGCUACUGUAUUAUCCUGCUUAAUAUGGUUUUGAUGGA